Molecule: messenger RNA, 717 nt
Organism: Arxiozyma heterogenica
Lineage: Eukaryota; Fungi; Ascomycota; Saccharomycetes; Saccharomycetales; Saccharomycetaceae
Gene: PRE7
Product: proteasome core particle subunit beta 6
Exons: 1
Coding region: 1-717 (238 amino acids)
Cellular component (GO): proteasome core complex
Source: RefSeq, a predicted model, not a curated record
AUGUCUACAGAAUACGAUAAUUCAGUGGCACACACCCCAAUAGAACAUAGAUUCAAUCCAUACAGUGACAACGGUGGUACUAUCCUUGGUAUCGCAGGUAAAGACUUCGUUGUAUUGGCAGGUGAUACAAGACACACAACAGACUAUUCUAUUAACUCACGAUACGAACCCAAAGUAUUCCAUAUCGGUGACAAUCUACUAAUAUCUGCAAACGGUUUCUCUGCUGACGGGACUGCCCUAGUUAAAAGAGUCCAGAACUCUUUGAAAUGGUAUCAUUUCGAUAAUAACGACAAGACAAUGACCGUGAAGACAAUGGCAAGAAAUGUACAACAUCUACUCUAUGGGAAAAGAUUCUUCCCAUACUACGUUCACACCAUCCUGGGAGGUUUAGAUUCGGAAGGUCGUGGUGCAAUCUAUUCGUUUGACCCGGUGGGGUCCUAUGAAAGAGAACAAUGUAGGGCAGGUGGUGCCGCAGCUUCUUUGAUUAUGCCCUUCCUGGAUAAUCAAGUUAAUUUUAAGAACCAAUAUCAACCGGAUUCAAAUGGUAAAGUGAAACGUCCAAUUGAGUCGCUUUCAUUAGAAGAAACUAUUAAAUUGGUGCGUGAUGCUUUCACAUCUGCUACUGAAAGACAUAUCCACGUUGGUGAUGGGUUAGAGAUUCUUAUUGCCACAAAGGACGGUGUUAAGACGGAAUUUUAUGAAUUGAAAAGAGAUUAA